CGCGGAUCCCACGGAGGGCGGCGUCCUGGGCCGGCUGAGCCAUGGCGGCCCCAGAGCCGGCGCCGAGGCGGGGCCGGGAACGGGAGCGGGAGGAGGAGAGCGAGGACGAGAGCGACAUCCUGGAGGAGAGCCCGUGCGGCCGCUGGCAGAAGCGGCGGGAGCAGGUGAACCAGGGCAACAUGCCAGGGGUCCAGAGCACCUUCCUGGCCAUGGACACAGAGGAGGGGGUAGAGGUGGUGUGGAAUGAGUUGCACUUCGGGGAUAGGAAGGCCUUCGCAGCCCAUGAGGAGAAGAUCCAGACCAUGUUUGAGCAGCUGGUGCUGGUGGACCACCCCAACAUUGUCAAGCUGCACAAAUACUGGCUGGAUGCCUCAGAAGCCCGGGCGCGGGUCGUCUUCAUCACUGAGUACGUGUCCUCGGGCAGCCUCAAGCAGUUCCUCAAAAAGACCAAGAAAAACCACAAGGCCAUGAACGCCCGGGCCUGGAAGCGCUGGUGCACACAGAUCCUGUCCGCGCUCAGCUUUCUACAUGCGUGCAGUCCCCCUAUCAUCCACGGCAACCUGACCAGUGAUACCAUCUUCAUCCAGCACAACGGCCUCAUCAAGAUUGGCUCCGUGUGGCACCGUGUCUUCUCCAGUGCGCUCCCAGGUGAUCUGCGAAGCCCAGUCCGUGCCCAGCGGGAGGACGUCCGGAACCUGCACUUCUUCCCGCCGGAGUAUGGCGAGUUUGCUGACGGCACUGCUGUGGACAUCUUUUCCUUUGGGAUGUGUGCACUGGAGAUGGCUGUGCUGGAGAUCCAAGCCAACGGGGAUACCCGGGUCACAGAAGAGGCCAUCACUCGUGCCAGGCACUCACUGAGCGACCCCAACAUGCGGGAGUUCAUCCUCUCCUGCCUGGCGCGGGACCCCAGCCAUCGGCCGUCCGCCCACAACCUCCUCUUCCACCGCGUGCUCUUUGAGGUGCACUCGCUGAAGCUGCUGGCGGCUCACUGCGUCAUCCAGCACCAGCACCUCAUGCCUGAGAACGUGGUGGAGGAGAAAAGCAAGGCGGUGGACCUCCACGCAGUCCUGGCCGAGAUCCCCCGGCCGCCCCGGCCCCCGCGGCAAUGGCGGUACUCGGAGGUCUCCUGCUUGGAGCUCGACAAAUUCUUGGAGGAUGUCAGGAACGGGAUCUACCCGCUGAUGAACUUCGCGGCUGCUCGGCCCCUGGGGCUGCCCCGUGUGCUGGCCCCGCCCCCCGAGGAGGCCCAGAAGGCCAAGACCCCGACGCCAGAACCUUUUGACUCUGAAACCAGGAAGGUGAUCCAGAUGCAGUGCAACCUGGAGAGAAGCGAGGACAAGGCCCGCUGGCAUCUGACUCUGCUCCUGGUGCUGGAGGACCGGCUGCACAGGCAGCUCACUUAUGACCUGCUCCCAACCGACAGUGCCCAGGACCUCGCCGCCGAGCUGGUACACUAUGGCUUCGUUCACGAGGAUGACCGGACCAAGCUGGCUGCCUUCCUGGAAAGCACCUUCCUCAAGUACCUUGGAGCUCAGCCGUGACCUCGCAGCCCAGUCCCCGGGCACCGGCCCUGGCCGCCCACGUGGGGAAGCUCAGCCUUGGCCCAGGGCUUAGGGGACCAGGGGCUGACUGACCUCUGCUUACGUGCCUGGGGGUUGAUGACCAGAUGCCGGCUAGUGAGGAGCUUCUGCCUUCCAUGGCUUUCAAGGAGGCCCUGGAGUGGGGUGGGGAGGGUGGUGGGUUUGGGGCCCAUUGGGGGCAAAGGAGCCUGGGUUGGGGCUCAGGGGAGUAGUUAGGCCCCACAUGUUGUCCGGAUCAGGAUUUUCCCACCUAGCCAGCUUGCACAACUCACAGUCCCUUCUCAUAUCCUGUAUUUCCUGGCCAAGAGUUCUCCCCCACCCCAAGAUAUCUGGUGGGUGAUCGAGCCUUCAGCACGGGAGAGGCUGCGCUGCAGGGAGCCACCGUGUUGGGGCUGGGGGAUCAGUCCCGGACAGAUGCCUGCCCAGGGCAACGCUCCACACCCUGUUGGAACCACAGACCCACCCUGGGAACCCCCCAUUAAGCCAGUGGUACCACACCUGCAGGCGUGAGGCACUAUGCUGGGCACUGGGCAGGGCCACGACCUGGCCGGAGAAGCAGAUGGCAGAGACGUUUCAUGAGUCCCCAGCCCGACACGGCUCCUGCACAGCCCUCUGGCCCCUGCCCAGCGCAGACCCACCUUGGAGACCCCCUCUGACUUUCCACUGCUGUGGGACAGGGACCUGCCACGCCCUCUGCAGGCUGUUCUGGCCCCCCACAGCCCUCUCUAAAGAGCUGUUUUCCCUCCCACAUUCCUAGACCUGGAGGCCUUGGGCUCAGGCAUCCUCCCUGCUCUCGCUGUGCUUUCUCUCAAACUCACUACCCCCCACGUAUAGUCACUCACCCCCUCCUGUGGCAGCUGCCUCCCAGGUCCCGAGGACAGCAGCCCCUGACUCCCUGUCUCUCCCACUCAACUCCCUCCCACUCCUCACUGCCCGAGCCUCCUUUCUCCCAGACCGCCUCCCCUCUGUCUCCAAGAUGAGUUAAGCGUUCUUCAACAUUUUAAAUUGCAUGAACUUACUGCAUUCAGGUUUCUUUUGAGGAAUUUCUAUUGUCAAACCAGGAAAGCUCACCACUGUGUUACUUCUCUGUUGUUGCUAGAAGAAUUUACCACAAACUUAGUGGCUUAAAAUACCACAGAUUUACUGUAGUUCUGCAGGUCAAAAGUCUGGUACAGGUCUCUCCAGGCGUUAGCCAGGCUGCAUUCCUUUCUGAAGGUUCUAGGUGAGCCUAAAACUAUUGCCUAGGUUUCCAUUUUCUGCUUCAGGUUGUUGGCUUGCGGGUGUCAGGGAUAGCAUGGGCACUGGCCAGGAAUUCAUCUCCUUGCAACAGUAAGGCCAAGGUCCCCAUCUUCUUGCCUGCUAUAAACUGAAGGUCAUUUUUGGCUUCUACAGGCACCGCCAUUCUUUGGCUCAUGUACUCGUCCUCCGUCUUCAAAGCCAAAAACAGCCGGUUGAGUCUUUCUCAUGAUCCAUCUGUGGUUUUCUGCAGCCAGGACAGCUUCAUGUAAUUAGGUUGGGUCCCCCUGAAUAAUCGAGAAUAAUCUCCCCAUCACAAGGUCCUUAAUCAUGUAUGGAAAUCCCUUUUGCCAUAUAAAAACAGUCACAGGUUCUGGGGGUUAGGGCAUGGACAUCCUGGAGAGAGGGCAUCAUUUUUCCACCUACUACAUUACCCUAACCAAAAACUAAAAUAAAGUUACCAAGGUGUAUCAAAUACACAUCAAAACAUAGUGAAUCUGGGGCACCU
Enhydra lutris kenyoni (northern sea otter) is the source of this 3324-nucleotide messenger RNA. Its product is annotated as nuclear receptor binding protein 2. The transcript is spliced from 18 exons. Gene Ontology annotation, molecular function: protein serine/threonine kinase activity; ATP binding. Bases 42 to 1541 code for a protein of 499 amino acids. The record is from RefSeq and is a predicted model, not a curated record. Gene Ontology annotation, cellular component: endomembrane system; cytoplasm. Gene Ontology annotation, biological process: endoplasmic reticulum to Golgi vesicle-mediated transport; protein phosphorylation; intracellular signal transduction. Lineage: Eukaryota; Metazoa; Chordata; Mammalia; Carnivora; Mustelidae.